Truncatella angustata is the source of this 2511-nucleotide messenger RNA. Its product is annotated as glycoside hydrolase family 3 protein. Gene Ontology annotation, biological process: glucan catabolic process. The record is from RefSeq and is a predicted model, not a curated record. Gene Ontology annotation, molecular function: beta-glucosidase activity. The transcript has 3 exons. NCBI's taxonomy places the organism in Eukaryota, Fungi, Ascomycota, Sordariomycetes, Amphisphaeriales, Sporocadaceae. The coding region runs from base 1 to 2511 and encodes 836 amino acids.
AUGAAGGGACCUCGAGCCCUCAGUGUCGCUUCGGCGCUUUCAUUCUUUACUAGCGGCCUGUGUGCCAGCAAUUCUACUAACACAACUUCUUCUGCUUCUUCCCCAGUCCUCCUGGCCGAUGGCACCGUUGACCUUGGCAUCGCCGCUGAGGCUUACGAGAAAGCUGUGACAUUUGUCUCGAGUCUGACCAAUGCUCAGAAAAUCUCCAUUAUUACUGGACAGUCCAUCACAGAUGACAACGCAACAUGGACUCCUCUUGUCACUAAGGAUGGUGCCGUGGGUGUCAACAUGAACUUCUUCGUCUCUGGUUUCACAACUCCUGCCGCCCUGGCAAUGACGUGGAACCGUACUCUUUUCCUUGAGAACUUCGCCGCCGUCGGCCAGGAGUUCUACGAUUCUGGCGCCAACCUUAUCGAUGGACCUGUAUCCAGCCCUAUGGGACGUGUGGUUUACGGAGGACGAAACAGCGAGGGGUUUGCAUCCGACCCUUACCUGAAUGGUGUUGCGAUGGGCCAAGCCGUCACUGGCAUGAACAGCGCCGGUGUUAUUACUGCUGGCAGGCACUUCCUCUUUAACGAGCAGGAGACGAACCGAUCCAGCACAAACAGAUACUCGAGCAACGUUGACGACAAGACCACCCGGGAGGUCUACCUUUGGCCUUUUGCUGAUGGUGUCAAGUCAGGCUUGAUGGCUGCUAUGUGUGCCAUGAACAAGGUCAACAACACACUGUCUUGCGAGAACUCCGAGCUCCUCAACGAGUACCUCAAGACUGCUGUUGGUUUUCCUGGUAUGGUUUUCCCUGACCAGGGAGCUCAGUCCACGUCUUAUGGUUCCGCUAAUGGUGGUUUGGAUUACGGUUCCAGUUCGCUCUGGUCUGAAGAGAUCCUCGAGGCUGGUAUUUCCAACGGCAGCUUUACACAGGCCAGAUUGGAUGAUAUGGCUGUCCGUAACGUCAUUGGUUACUACUUUGCCGGUCUUGAUGAUGGGGAGCAGCCUUCAGAGACUGCCUAUGUGAACUACCGUGACGUUCGUGGUGACCAUGCUGAUGUCAUCCGUCAAGUUGGCGGCGAAGCACUCGUGCUUCUCAAGAACACCCAAGAUGAUACUGGCCGCGGUUUGCCCCUGAACAAGCCCAAGACCAUUUCCUUGUUCGGUGCACAUGCCGGCCCUGUCAUGGCCGGUCCCAAUCGUGCUUUUAGCGUUCAGGGAACUCCAGCCGACACUUACCAGGGCCAUCUUGCCGGGCCUGGAGGUUCUGGCCAGCCCUCACUCUCUUACCUGGUUACCCCAUUCCAAGCAAUUAGUGCCCGUGCCAUCGCUGACCGAUCCAUGAUCUGGUGGAUCCUCAACAACACCUACACUGACGACAAUUCUUCCUCUGGUGGUAUGGGCGGUGGCUCCGGCGGUGGUGGUAUGCCUAGCAUGAGCGACAACAGCACCUCUACCGGAACCGCUCCCAGCGGCGCUAGCAGCACAAGCUUCUCGGACACCAACGGCACUACAUCUGGAAACAGCAGCUCUGAUGCUGCGGGUUCCGGUGGCGGUUCCAGCUCUGGUGGCAGUACAAACCUUGGCAACCUCGGCUCCGGCACUGCUCUGUCGCCCUCUCUUUCGAACUAUGCUGAGAACUCUGCCGUGUGCCUCGUUUUCAUCAACGCGGACUCCGGCGAGGGUGCCGACCGUGGUGAGCUGUCCAACGAUGAGCAGGAUACCAUGGUCACUACCGUCGCUGCCACCUGCAACAACACCAUUGUCGUUGUAAACACAGUUGGCCCUCGUAUCCUCGAUGCCUGGAUCGAGCACGAGAACGUCACUGCUGUGCUCUACAGUGGGCUGUUGGGACAAGAGUCAGGCAAUGCCAUCGCCGACGUCCUCUACGGAGAUGUCAACCCCAGCGCCAAGCUCGGCUACACCAUCCCCAAGAACGCGAGCGACUACCCAACUGAGUUCAAUAUCUGCGAGGAGGAGCAAUGCGACUACACCGAGGGUGUCUACCUCGACUACCGCUGGUUUGACGCCGAGAACGUCACCGUCCGUUUCCCCUUCGGUUACGGUCUGUCGUACACCAACUUCACUUACGGAGCCGACGUUACUGCUACCGUCACCAACGAGACCGCCCUGACCUACAAGUAUGCCUCCGGCACUCUCACUCUCGGUGGUGAGGAGGAUCUGUGGGACGAGAUCGUCAACGUGACUGCCAGCGUCUCGAACAGCGGAGAACUGACGGGUGCUGAGGUCGCUCAGCUUUACAUCAGCUUCCCCGACGAGGCCGAGCAGCCCAUUCGCAUCCUGCGCGGUUUCGAGAAGGUCAGCAUGGCUGCCGGCGAGUCUGUGGACAUCACAUUCAGCCUGCACAGACGUGAUCUGAGCUACUGGGACACCGCGGCCCAGGCCUGGGCUGUCGCAUCCGGCGACUACACCAUUGCUGUCGGCUCUAGCUCGAGAGAUAUCAGGGCUAGCACCACGCUUACCCUUACGGUGGGCUCUACUGCUGUCAAGCGCUGCUCUUAA